Molecule: messenger RNA, 1169 nt
Organism: Temnothorax curvispinosus
Lineage: Eukaryota; Metazoa; Arthropoda; Insecta; Hymenoptera; Formicidae
Gene: Nup37
Product: nucleoporin Nup37
Exons: 5
Coding region: 197-1165 (322 amino acids)
Cellular component (GO): nuclear pore outer ring
Molecular function (GO): protein binding
Source: RefSeq, a predicted model, not a curated record
GGCCGACCUAACCUAACUCGACCGGGCGUGUGUACACACACGCCGCUUUUUCACCCGGAUCGCGGUGAGGAAACAAGCUGUAUCCCGGUCUAUUUGCUUCCGAGUGUUUCCCCGAUGUAUUUACGUCGUGUAUCUGUUAUGCCGGCUCUGUUCCUACCCGCGCACACACGUACGUAUCAGAGACGAGGUAGAGAGGAUGGACGAGGCAGUCACCACGCCGCCUACGUUUAAACGGAGUUUCUUCGAGCGGAUCUACUGCGUGGAGUUUUCGCCGUACGAGUGGUCGCAGCACCUGAUCUGCAUCGCCCUCGCCAAGGAGAUCGUCGUCGGCACUGUCAGAUUUCAGGAUGAAGACGACGCCGUGGAAGACAUGGCGUAUAAUCCUAUCAGAACGUUUAAUCACGAUGCCAGGCCUCAUGCGAUCACCUGGAGUCCAGAGACCUCCCUAAGCAUCGUCCCGAAGAUCCUCACGUUCUGCGUUGCUGGAUCAGACUUCAAAAUAAGAUUGUACAACAGUAAUCUGAACGAUAUCAAUGUGUACGAGAUUUUAGAAGGUCACAAAGAUUAUGUAAACGCAAUCUCCUAUGAACCAGAGGGUGAAUUAUUAGCGUCGGUCUCCGACGAUCAUACGAGUAAGCUGUGGGCGGUUAAGGAAAACCAAAAGUGCGUGUCUACAUUUUACUUGACAUCACCUGGUAUAAGCGUAUGUUGGCACAACGAAGAAUCCGGCAAGCUCUUAGUAGCGGAAAAGAAUGGUUUAAUACGUAUGUACAACGUCAGGAGCCAACAAGCGAUCAUGUCCCUCGACUCUGGGGCCGUUCCCCUAACUGCAGCUGAUUGGGGACCAAAUCCUUUGAAAGUCAUCUCGAUGGCUGCUGGAGAAUUGCUGCUUUGGGACUUGUCCAGACCCAGUCGGCCUCUUGAUGAACGAACGCUUCAUGUGGAAGGUGGUUUAACAGCAAAAAUCUCACAUGCGAAUGAAAACCUGGUGUCAAGUAUUGGAUGGCCGGAUAAUUUGUUGAAGGUUGUCAAUUUAAGAUCGAAAGUAGUGGUAUUAUGCGGAAAGGUGAAAUUAAUCGGCGGUAUGACGUGGCAUUAUAAAUUACCCUAUGUCUGUGCUGGAAGUGACAGAGAGCUAUGUUUUUGGAGAAUAAAUAUAAAUUAGGAUA